UCCAAACUAAACAGAAAACGGUCCUCUGCCUCUUUCUACUAGCUGAGUUCGCAGGUUAUACGAAGUAGCAGAAGAACAAACUAGUUGGGAAGAACCGAGUUUCAGAUACACAAAAGCAAUGGCACUCUGGAUGGAAAAAGGCGCCGAACCCCAAACCGAAAGUGAAAAGGCUGACCUCGACGCCAUCGCAGCCCUCAAAGAAUCUGCUGCUAUUGAACUCAAGGAGAAGGGCAACGAGUUUGUGAAGAAGGGUAAGAAGUAUUACUCGGAUGCCAUAGACUGUUACACCAGGGCCAUCAAUAACCAAGCUUUGAGUGACCCUGAGACGUCUCUGCUGUAUUCCAAUAGAGCCCAUGUCAAUCUUCUGCUUGGUAACUACAGACGUGCUCUUACUGAUGCUGAGGAGGCAAUUAGGCUCAGUAACAUCAAUGUUAAGGCAUUGUACCGAGCUGCGAAAGCGUGUUCAUCAUUGAACUUGUUGGAUGAUUCGAUUUCAUAUUGCAAAAAAGGGCUUGAAAUUGACACAAGUAAUGAAGGGUUACAGAAGCUGUUAGGACAGGUUGAGUUGAAGAGGAUGGAACUUGAACAGCGCGAGGCUCAAGUCUCCAAGGCUCUUUCUGAGGCUAAGGACAUUGUUUCUGCGAUUGAAAAAAGAUGCUUGAAGGUUGGGAAUCCAAUAUAUCAAGAACUUACUGGAGCUAGAAAGCCUGUAUUGGACAAAAAUAGUAUUCUUCAUUGGCCUGUUCUUCUUUUGUAUCCAGAGGUUAUGUCCAGUGACUUUAUCGAGGAUUUCUGUGAGACAGAAAUGUUCUCGGCUCAUCUUGAUAUGAUGUUUUCAGAAAGCGCCCCUCCUUUGCCAUGGGACCAGGAACACAAUUAUGUUCGUGAUGCUGUUGAACUAUACUAUGAAGCCGAAUCAGGAGUUCCAUUGCCAAAGACAAAGAUUCUCCGUGGUCUCCUUGAGGGAACUCCAGCAUCCAAUCUAGAAAGCAUGGUCGGGGAAGAAAAAGAUGCAACUAAUAAUUCUAAUGUUGGAAGCUCAGCAGGCAAAGGUUCCUCCAAGUGGGUCAAAGUAAACGAAAAAAGAACACUCUACGAUAUUCUGAAAGAAGCCAAUUUCAUUAUUCCAGGGAUCCCAGUGUUUGCUGUUGUUUCUAAAAGAUCCAGCUUCUACAAAGAAUUCAAAGCCGGAGGCUGGGCUCUUCCACAGUAGGCUGCAUUUCUCAUGAUACCGAGUUCCUAGUCAAAAUUCUAAAGCAGAUGAAGGCAAGGGAAAUCACCAUGUUGUGCAAUCCUGAUUCUUUGCCAAAUGUUAGUUUGCUAGUUAAGUUGGGUCUUACAUCAUUAAAACAUGAAGACAGCAGAUACAUGUAUCUAUCAGCAUUUCGUCUUUCUCUU
Molecule: messenger RNA, 1398 nt
Organism: Argentina anserina (silverweed cinquefoil)
Lineage: Eukaryota; Viridiplantae; Streptophyta; Magnoliopsida; Rosales; Rosaceae
Exons: 8
Coding region: 119-1213 (364 amino acids)
Biological process (GO): protein folding
Cellular component (GO): cytosol; nucleus
Molecular function (GO): Hsp90 protein binding; Hsp70 protein binding
Source: RefSeq, a predicted model, not a curated record